Phyllotreta striolata is the source of this 818-nucleotide messenger RNA. NCBI's taxonomy places the organism in Eukaryota, Metazoa, Arthropoda, Insecta, Coleoptera, Chrysomelidae. The record is from the annotation of a GenBank genome assembly.
CGGCGUAAAUCAAAUUCAAAUUCAAAUCUUUCGUCAAUUGGAGGUCCCGUUUCGCCUGUUCCAGCACUGGAUCGAUAAGUAUGCACUCUCUCUUGCCGGCAUCGCCCAGUAAGUAAGUGUAAGUGCAACUGUCACUGUCAAACAGCUGGAAAUUAACUAGGCUACAAAAUAUUACAACUUGACAAACUUGCACGUUGUUUUAGUUUUAUAAAUAAAAAUGCCGAAAAUUAAACAAAUAGAGAAAUUCAAACAUCCCAACAGCAGAAAAACCAAGUCGAUAGCCAAACAAAUACUGAAGGAAAAAACUCGAGAAAAAAAGAAACUAUGUACAAAUAUAAAAACGAAUUUACAGGGAGAGAAGUUCUUGUGGUUUAGAGACAAUUGUUGUCUGGAAUGGAAAGAAUGCACGGCCAGCCAUUUAGAAAAUUUAAUUGAGAAAUAUUUGUCACGUUUUGAUGAAGAACUAGAGCAAAUUAAAUUAAAACAUUCGAUAGGAAACCGGAAAAACAGGCAGCACGCCAGUAGAGAAGAUAUUAUUAAGAUGACUCUAACACGAGAACUCGAAGAUUUUCAAAGUUGCGGAAUUGAAUUACCAAAUUUAUUAGAUCCGGCACAAUUUAAGAAACUUAGAGAGUGGAAUGGCGAACUCAGGUUUUUACAAAACUUCAAACUUAAAAAGUUCAAUAAAACUUUUUUUGAAGAAGCACGUAAAAAGGCAAAUCUAGUACAACCCAAAAUUAAAUCUAAUGUUACAAGUAUAAUGGAAACAUCAUAGUAUUUAUUACAACUUUCAAUAAACAAAUCGAAAAUCUAUUUAU